AUGGCCAAACCCUGCUGGCAGGACCCUGUAGGGCUAGAAACCAUCAACACCAUUGUCAAGAAGAUUAGUAGUACCACAGUGUACGAAUGGGCUGCAUACAGUUUAGCUCGAGCUCAUUUCAGCUAUCCUCAAUGGACAAGACAUUCUCUGCUGCACUGCAACUGGAGAUGGGAAAUCGGCAGCCUUUUCUAUACCCUGUCUUGUGCUUUUAGAGUACAACCAACACCCCAAGUCAUAUUCCACUAA
Messenger RNA from Laccaria bicolor S238N-H82, 246 nucleotides. RefSeq lists its product as uncharacterized. The transcript has a single exon. The record is from RefSeq and is a predicted model, not a curated record. NCBI's taxonomy places the organism in Eukaryota, Fungi, Basidiomycota, Agaricomycetes, Agaricales, Hydnangiaceae. The coding region runs from base 1 to 246 and encodes 81 amino acids.